AUGGCGACGCUGGCAGCCAACAUCCCUCCCGAAAAGCGAAACUGCCGAUUUCGUGGCACGAAAUGGUCCCGCGUUCGAGCACAAGAUCCUGUCGAACGAGAAACAGAGCGCGACGUUCAGCUUCCUUCUUCCACAGAUCCCUUCCAUGCCUACUACAAGCGUCGCAUUCAAGAACUGAAAGGCCUUCUUCCCGGCCAAGACGGCGCAGAGGCUGCCUCCAUAUCGGCCUUGCCGACCAAGAAGACCGUGGCGGAGAAGGAGGCGAAGCCGGCAAAACCGCUCAAGGCGCCCGAGCCCGAGGAGUGGAUCAUCGACAUACCCGAGCUGCUCACCGCACUCGACCUGGAGGUGAUCAAGCUCGCGGCGCAGUUCGUGGCCCGUAACGGCAAGCACUUCUACCUGGGCCUGCUCAACAGGGAGCAGCGCAAUCCGCAGUUCGACUUCCUCAAGCCACAGCACUACCUCCACAGGUUCUUCAACACGCUGGUCGACGCCUACACCAAGGUGCUCAUGCCGCCGCACGACCUCAACACCAAGCUCGAUGCGCUCCUCGACAAGCACAAGAUCUACGAGGGCCUGCUCGACCGAGUCGACUGGGAGAAGCACCAGCAGCGACUCAAGGACGAAGAGAACGAAGAAGAGAAGGAGAGGAUGGAGCGGGCGCUCAUCGACUGGCACGACUUUGUGGUGGUGGAGACCAUCGUGUUCGACGAUGAUGAAAUGAAGCCGCCGGCCGCUCGCGCAGGCGCGGCGCAGGCCGGUGGUGCCGAGCGAGCGGCCGUCAAGCACGAGAAGCAGGACGCGGGCGAUGACAUGGACAUGGACGUGGAGAUGGAGAUGGACCUCGAUGACCAGGAGAUCCGAAUCGUGAAGGGCGAAGCGCCGAGGCCGACGCCCAGCGUGGGCACCUCCGAGGCGCUCAAGUACUCGAUCUGUCCGAAGUGCGGCGAGAAGAUCCCGCUCGAGGACAUGGAGGAGCACAUGCGGAUCGAGCUGCUCGACCCCAUCGCGCGUCAGAAGAAGCUCGAGCAGAUGAAGCGCCGCCGCGAGAGCUCGCUGGCCGAGGGCGACGAGAUCAGCAAGAACCUGCGCAACCUGAGCGCGCUCCGUCCGGACAUCUUUGACGAAGAGGAGGAGGCGCGCAAGGCCGAAGAGAACCGCCGGCAACAGCCCAAGAUCAUCUGGGACGGUCACACGGGCUCGAUCGCCGCCACGGCUUCGGCGGUGAUGGCCGGCAUGACGCCCGAGGAGAAGGCCAAGGCCAUUGCCAAGGCCGAAGCCGACCGCGGCCCCAAGAUCGGCCCGGCCAUUUCGACCACCCAGCCGGCUGCCCCUGGCCCCGCCCCCGGCCAGCAGCCGCCCGGGCCUCCCGGCCAGCCGCUCCUGCCCAGCCCCGGCCAGCUCCCGCCCGGCGCGGGCGCACCCGGCCAACCGCCACGCCCCCUCGGAAUGCCCGGCAUGCCUCCUGGGAUGCCGCCCAUGGGAAUGCCGCCGGGUAUGCCGCCUGGCAUGAUGCCCUACGGGAUGCCCGGAAUGCCUCCCAUGCCCGGUAUGGCCCCGCCCGGCAUGCCGCCCCACAUGCAGGGAAUGCCGCCGUUUGGCAUGCCGCCUCCGGGCUACGGCGUUCCCGCGCCCGGACAGGAGGAAGAGGAGCCGUCGCUCAAGAAGCAGAAGACCGGACCCAGCCUCGUGCCCGAGGAGGAGUUCAUCGCGAGCCACCCUGGCCCGGUGACGAUCAAGGUGACGGUGCCUCCGGCCUCCGAAAAGGGCGCGCAGCCAGAGUGGAACUUCGACGGCCAGACGCUCGAGUUCAGCAUGGACCCCAAGCAAACGAUUACGGACCUCAAGAACUUGGUGCGGGACCAGCUCGGCGGGAUGCCCCCGGCCAAACAGAAGUUGGAGUCGGUCGGUCUGGGCUUCUUGAAGGACAACCUCUCGCUCGCGGCGUACAACAUGGACAGCAACACCGUGAUCGCGCUGGGCGUGAAGACGAGAGGAAGGGGAGGCAAGAAGUAG
This is a messenger RNA of Acanthamoeba castellanii str. Neff, 2016 nucleotides long. Its product is annotated as surp module domain containing protein. Lineage: Eukaryota; Discosea; Longamoebia; Acanthamoebidae. The transcript is spliced from 7 exons. Gene Ontology annotation, molecular function: protein binding; RNA binding. The record is from RefSeq and is a predicted model, not a curated record. Gene Ontology annotation, cellular component: U2-type prespliceosome; U2 snRNP; catalytic step 2 spliceosome. The coding region runs from base 1 to 2016 and encodes 671 amino acids. Gene Ontology annotation, biological process: regulation of alternative mRNA splicing, via spliceosome; mRNA cis splicing, via spliceosome.